CGAAGAAACCCUAACUCGUCGUUUCUCACGGUAAAAAAAUGAAAUUUCAGGAAAAUCAACGGAUCAUGCCGAUUUAUAAUACAAAAAAGGUGGGAUUCAGACGGGAGAUCGUUACUUUCUGUAUAUAUAUUUCUCGAUCGGAGUUGGAGGUUCAUUUUGGUUUCGCUUUUGGUUCAGGUACGGUUGCCUUGGUUCUACUAGUUAUAGAUUGAUUUCCGUUGCGCUACCUGUUCAGAUCUUGGUAGGAAUUGGAUUUUAAUCGGAUUGCACGCUUUUAUGAUUUCAUUUUGGGGGUUAUCUGAUUAUUGUGUUGUAAUUUCAUUACCAGAUCUAAUGUUAGGGUUCGGAACAAAGAAUUAUGUAUGAUGGAAGAUGAAAAUUGGGGGUUUCAGUUUCCCUUUUGUCAAUUGAGUUUCUUUAGAUGGAAAACAGCUUAGCAGAGACUGAUGUCUCUGAGAUUUCAAGAAAUCCGAGAUCUUUGGAUCUUCAAAGCUUCUAUGUUGAUAAGUCCAGGGGUUCCGUGGAAAAGGUCGAAGAUAGGGUCAUAAAGAGGAAAAGGAAGUCUCCGUCUGAGAAUGGGGAGUCAAGUUUGGGGCAUGGGAAGAGGAAAAGGAAGAGUAGGAAAGAGGUACCCCUUAGUACUUUUGAACCGGCUGAAAAGAAGAGUAGAAAGAGUUCAAAUGCAGUAGGUGGUAGUGGUUUGAGUUUGGGAUCAUCUGCUUUCAACAAACCGGCAUUAAAGUUAAGCCAGUUUGUUCUACACCAAAAGACUCAGGGGAAGAAGAAGAAUGAUCACUCUUCAGGGGAUGGGAAUCAGCAAAAUUUGAGUGGUUUAAGUGUUAUUUCUGCCAGUUUGGAUGAUAAAAUCCCAAAGCGUCCUCGAGGUUUGUCAAGGCGGAAGAAUUUUCAGAGUAAUCAUGUAUCAGAGCAGGUGGGAACUUCCAGUAGCAAAGUCAGUUCUGAUGCCGGGAUAAUUAAAUUAAUCAGUGAUUCAGUCACCCCGAAAAUUACUUCUGAAGGUAAACAGAAAAAGGCUUUUGAUGAUUUCAAGGAGAAUAGUUCCAGUAGGACUAAUUCAACUAGACGGUUGAAAGCCGAAGAUGGUGGCUCAGGUAGACAUAAUGGUGGUCCAACCUCAAAAACUGUUCAUAGGAACCAAGGGAAGUGGCGGAAAUCAGCAUCCAAAAAGCAAAACCCUGCUGAUGAUAUUAAGCUGUUGGUUAGAAACUCUGCCAAGACCUGUGGAGAUUUGCAAGAAGAUGAUGAGGAGAAUCUUGAACAAAAUGCUGCAAGGAUGCUCUCAUCUCGGUUCGAUCCUAGCUGUACGGGUUUUACUGGAAACAACAAAGCUUCAUCCACAUCUCAAUCUAGGAAUGGUUUGUUUCUUUCCCCCUCAUUUCAUCAGGAACUUUUGACUUCUGGGAUGGAUAAUUCAGCUGGUUUUGCAUCCACCUCUGCUGAUGCUGCAGGUAGAGUGUUGCGACCUAGGAAAGAACACAAGGAGAAGGGUCUUGUGAGGAAAAGGCGUCACUUCUAUGAGAUAUUCUCAAGAGAUUUGGAUGCUUACUGGGUCCUUAACCGGAGGAUCAAAGUAUUUUGGCCUUUGGAUCAGUGUUGGUAUUUUGGCCUUGUUACUAAUUAUGAUCCUGAAAGGAAGUUGCAUCAUGUUAAAUAUGAUGACCGUGAUGAAGAAUGGAUUAAUCUCCACAAUGAAAGAUUCAAACUCUUGUUACUUACCAGUGAAGUUCCUGGUAAGUCUGGUUCAGAUAUACCAGGGCAGGGUGGUAAAAAGGCAGGGGACCUAGAUGAAGAUGUUAACAUUGAGGAUGGUAAUACAGGUAGUUAUAUGGACUCAGAACCCAUCAUCUCAUGGUUGGCUCGUUCUACUCAUCGAAUCAAGUCUUCACCACUUGGUAGUAUGAAGAAUCAGAAAACAUUAUGUCAGGCUCAGAAAUCUGUGCAACUGAUGUCUUCUGAUGAUCAUUCUCAAGAAAGAUGCUUGGGUGUUGCAGAUCAAUCACAUAAUAAAUCUGUGUUGAGAGAUAGGCCGACUCAAGGAGAGGUUGAUGAAGAAUUGACAAUGUCAAGCACUGCAUACCCCAAUAAUAGAAAGCCACCAUUUGUUUAUUUCAGGAGGCGUUUUUGCAAAAGAGGGCGGGGAUUGGGUAAUUAUCCAGAGAGUUCAGGGUGCAGAAGUUUAGCUGUUUCUGUUUCAUUUCUUGCCUCAGUUGUUGACCAGGUAGGGGAUUUGGAAGAAUCUGAUGUUACUCUCCAAAGUUCUGGUCAGAAAGCUUCGACUGACUUGGACAGGAACACUUCAUUGUGGUCUGCUGAGAAUGAGUUGUUGAAAUCAACCUUUCAGCUGAUGAAAUUAAAACAAGGGAAACUAAAGCUUAACUUUCCACUCCAUCGGCUUUUCCAUAAGCAUGUAUUCGAUGAUGAUUUUUUUUGGCUUUAUCCUGCUCUAUUGCUCCUUCAGUUUGGUGUGGUGGUGCUUGUGUGGCCAAAGGUUUACCUGGAGAUGCUUUUUAUUGAUAAUCUUGUUGGGUUGAGAUUUAUGUUGUUUGAGGGAUGCUUGAUUCAGGCAGUGGCUUAUAUUUGUUUGGUUCUUAAUGCAUUUCAUCUACCUGAUGAACAUGGAGGGUUGGUUGAUCUACAGUUACCAGUUACUUCAAUCAGGUUUAAACUUUCAGGAUUUCACGACAUUGGAAAGAAGUUUGUCUUCGUGGUGUACAACUUCUUGGAGGUGAAAAAUUCAAAGUGGCUGUACCUUGAUUGUAAGAUGAAGAAGCAUUGUUCAGUCACCAAGCAGCUGCCUCUUGUUGAAUGCACGUACGAUAAUGUUAAGGUCUUUCAAAGUGGCUGUGGUCAGUUAGUUCCUCUUGUUUCUGAGGAGCCCAUUAUGCGUGAGGGUUUACGCAGAAAAUCUAGGCAGGGAAUUAUGCACAUGGGAGUGUCCAAGGAAUCAGUUUAUAUUAAUACAAACUGUUCAUCUUCAAAUUUCAAUGAGAGGCUCUGGAGACUUCCUCCCUUUGUUCUUUCCUUUGCUGCUGCACCUUCAUUCUUUCUUAGCCUGCAUCUGAAGCUGCUUAUGGAUAAUAAUGUUGCUUCCAUGAGCUUCCAGAACCACAAUUCAAUGUCUUUACCAGAGGGCCCAGAAAACUGUGGUAGAUUGAUAGGUGAUGACUGCUUUUCUGCUGUGGAUUUGUCUAAACAAGUCCGACAAGUUACCCUUGAGAAUGAUGUGGGGGUUUCUUUGAGGGAUGCUGCCAGUUCAACAUGGUUGUCUUGUGAUAAUCCUAAGGUAGAGACUGAUGCUCUCUCCAUAAGAAAUGAUGGUGAUUGGAUAAAAUCCUCUCAGAAAUACCUUAAUAGUGAGCUUAAUAUAACUGGAACUUCUGUAGGUCCACAAGGUUCAGGCAAGGAGAUUGCUGGCAUUAUUCUACCGCAAAUGUGUCCACCCCAACAGUCAGUUUCUGAGCAUUCUGUAGAGAAGUCAUGGGCUUCUGUUUCUGAAAAUCAUUCUUCUCCAGACAGGUCUGAAACUGGCUAUUUUUCUGGUUUGAAUGGUGUCAGUGUUCAGAUUCCACCUCAGAGUCAAAUUGGCAGUCAGGCAUGUGAUGAGGGAACACCGAUUAGCCAACAGCCUACGUGCGAUUUGCCUUGGAACAUGAAUGACUUUGGCAUCCGCAGCCCAAACCCUACUGCACCCAGAAGUGUGUGGCAUCGGAAUAGACAUCGCGUGGGUUCUUCAUCAUUUCGCCGCUCAAAAGUUUGGAUGGAUGAAGGGGCUGAUUUUGUCUGUAAAGGCAUUGGGAAUGGUUCUAGAAAACCGAGAACUCAGGUCUCAUAUGUAUCGCCUUUUGGGGGCUACGACAGCUCAAAGCCUAGAAGCCACUUUCGGAAAGGGCGUCCUCACAAAAGAAUCAGGAAUGAUACUGAAAAGAUGGUGACAGAUGGUUCUGGAAGUCUUCAGAGACACAUAGGGUUGUUAUCUUGUGAAUCAAAUCUUCUGAUUACUGCAGGGGACAGGGGUUGGAGAGAGUGUGGGGCACAGAUUGUGCUAGAAUUUGUUGAUUGCAAGGACUGGAGACUCCUGGUAAAAGUUUCUGGUGUUACAAAGUAUUCAUUCAAGGCGCAUCAGUUUCUGCAGCCUGGAACCACAAAUCGUUACACACAUGUCAUGAUGUGGAAAGGAGGAAAGGAUUGGACAUUGGAAUUUCCUGACAGGAGCCAGUGGACCCUUUUCAGGGAGAUGUAUGAAGAGUGUUACAAUCGGAACAUCCGAGCUGCUACUGUUAAGAAUAUUCCAAUCCCCGGGGUUCGCGUAAUUGAGGAGGAUGAUGAUCUUUCAGUGCAAACACCAUUUGUUCACAGUUCACCAAAGUAUUUUCAGCAGGUUGAGAAUGACGUGGAAAUGGCCUUGAAUUCAUCACGUGUUCUAUAUGACAUGGACAGUGAAGAUGAGGUCUGGAUUUCAAGAUUUCAUGCUUCUUCCAAUAUUAAUGGACAGAACUUGCUGUGUAUUUCUGAGGAGAUGUUUGAGAGGACAAUGAACAUUUUUGAGAAAGUUGCACAUUCUCAGCAGCGUGAUGAUUUCUCUAGCGGUGAAAUAGAGGAGCUUAUGGUUGGAGUAGGUCCGAGUGGUGUAAUUCAGGCAAUUCAUGAACAUUGGCAGCAGAAAAGGCGAAGGAAAGGAAUGCCCUUGAUCCGGCAAUUCCAGCCUCCUUUGUGGGAAAGGUACCAGCAGCAAAUGAAAGAUUGGGAAAUGGCAGUUUAUAAAGGCAACAACUUUCCCAAUGGAUGCAAGGAGAAGGCUACAGUUGAGAAGCCACCAAUGUUUGCCUUCUGUUUGAGACCACGAGGCUUGGAAGUGCCUAACAAGGGUCCCAAACAUAGGUCACAGAGGAGGUUCACAUCGAGUGGGUGGCACAGCAAUUCUUUCUCAAGAUAUCAGGAUGGUGUCCAGGUUUUUGGAAGAAAAUUAAAUGGGUAUGUGUUUGGGGAGGAGAGAUCUGUAGUUACUGGUCACAACCAUGAAUCAUCAGAUGCUUCCACAUGGCUUCAGACAUCUACAAUGGUAUUAUCGCCACGAGAUGCAGUUAGCACAGGUUAUCUGUCGAUGAGCAGUGAUGGUGCUGAGAGGAAUCAGUAUUCGAAAUUCAACAGGAACAAGUCAAAGAAGAUUGGAACUUUAUUCCCCAACGAUUCACAAGUGGCGGCCAUCUCAUACAACCAGAGAUUGACAAGCAAGAGAAAUGGAGCCAGCCAGUGGAAUAUGGGCUUACCUGGGUGGCCUAGCCAGAGACAGUACCAACCUGAAACUUCCCAGAGGCAGAGAGUUGAACAAUUGGGUGGUUCAGAUCUUGAUGAGUUUAGGCUGAGGGAUGCAUCAGGUGCAGCUCAGCAUGCAUCCAACAUGGCUAAACUAAAGUGGGAAAAAGCUCAGAGAUUACAUUACAGGGCAGAUCUUGCAAUUCACAAGGCUGUGGUUGCCCUUAUGACUGCCGAGGCUAGAAAAGCAGCUGAGAAGGAAUCCAUGGAAGAUGGGUAGAAGUCCUAAAUGAAUCUUCAAUGACAAGGGUUUCAGAAAGCCACUUGAGGCAUAUCAGCUGUGUCAGCAGCUAGAGGCUUAUUAUCCAUGGAGAUUGGCAUUGACCUUUCUUGGAUGGCAGGCUGCUAUCCCGCACGGGUUAAGACUGCAGUUGAAUCAAGGAGAAUUUUGGCAUUGUGACUGCCAGAGGGAAGUCACCGUUAGGAGAGUUUUGGUGCUCCUGUCUGACUGGUUUACCUCUGGAGAGUUUGGAAGGGGUGGAGAAGUUUGGUUGCUGAUCUUUUGUACAGGAAGAUUUUUCCCUUUUUUCUUUUUUGUCUCCCUUCCAUCUAUCCCUCAAUCCAGUGAAGUAUUUGCCAGUGAAGGAGCAGCUGACCCAAAUAAUACUUGCUCUGCUGUUGAAAUUACAAAAAAAUGGUAAGCGUUUUGUCUAUGGUGCUCCAGUUGUGCAUCAAUAUUUUAUAUAUACGGGAGUAGGGUUACCUGUCAGAAGCGUAGCAACUACUGUGUUCAAAUUUAGAGAAAGUAGCUGUAAGAGCCUGUAAGUAUUCAUCUGUAUAACAUUUUCACAAAGAUUCAGAAUCAUUAUCAUUCUUCUGCUUUUUCA
Molecule: messenger RNA, 6161 nt
Organism: Macadamia integrifolia
Lineage: Eukaryota; Viridiplantae; Streptophyta; Magnoliopsida; Proteales; Proteaceae
Exons: 4
Coding region: 422-5554 (1710 amino acids)
Biological process (GO): regulation of transcription by RNA polymerase II
Cellular component (GO): piccolo histone acetyltransferase complex
Source: RefSeq, a predicted model, not a curated record